Molecule: messenger RNA, 1060 nt
Organism: Cicer arietinum (chickpea)
Lineage: Eukaryota; Viridiplantae; Streptophyta; Magnoliopsida; Fabales; Fabaceae
Product: transcription factor LAF1-like
Source: RefSeq, a predicted model, not a curated record
UAUAUAUUAGUCUACUUGUGCACUGUUUCCUUACCAAAUAUUAUUUCACUCCUCUCUCUGUAUCUGCUCUAUAUUAUUGACAAUCCAGGCUUAACAUUUUAGGGAAUUUUUGUCAGAAAAAACAAAAUGGGGUUCCAGCCACAAGAAAAGACAAAGCCAAAACAUAGGAAAGGUUUAUGGUCACCUGAAGAAGACCAUAAACUCAGAAACUACAUUCUUAAACAUGGUCAUGGAUGCUGGAGCUCUGUUCCAAUCAAAGCAGGUUUGCAAAGGAAUGGAAAGAGCUGUAGACUAAGGUGGAUUAACUAUUUAAGGCCAGGGUUAAAGAGAGGGAAGUUCAGCAAACAAGAGGAGGAGACCAUCCUUACUCUUCACCACAUGUUAGGAAACAAGUGGUCGCAAAUAGCUCAACAUUUAUCUGGACGAACCGAUAAUGAAAUAAAAAACUAUUGGCAUUCAUAUUUGAAAAAGAGAGUGGCCAAAGCUAAGGAAAUUGAAACUCAUAAACAAAUUCAUUAUGCUAGCUCAAGCUCAGACACCGUGCACUCUGCACCCUCUCUUCAAAAACUUGCAACUCAAGAUCCACAAAAUUAUAACAUCACCAAAGAGACUCAUCAAAGCUCAUUACCAAAAUUGUUGUUUGCUGAAUGGCUUUCGUUGGAUCAUGUACAUGCUAGGAAUACAAAUUCAAUUGACUCUAUGGUCAUAAGAAAUGGAUAUGAUCAAAAUUCAGGUUUUCAAGAAGGUGCAAUGCAUGAUGUGUCACAAGGACCAUUCAAUAGAGAAUAUCAUAGUAUUGUGACUAACAUUUCAGCUUCUGAGAUGUUCAAUUCACAGCUUAAAUUUGCAAACCAAAUGGUGGGAAAUGGAUUCAUUCAUUGCAUGCCUGAGGUUGAUUUCAGUAGCAAUUUCAACUUGAGCAAUGAUGCAAUGUAUACAUGAGGGCUUAAACAAGGAAGAAUAACUUUUGAUAACAUACUCCUCCUUAUAAAACUGUACUUCCAUGAGGCAAAUGUAUUCAAUAUAUAUACUCCUCCUUAUAUUUUAUUUUUUGACAAAA